CGAUAGAUCCUGGUAAACCACAAUGAAGCCCUCAGGUGUCUUCAUGGGUGUGUUCGUUUGCAUUWCUUUUGUUUCACGGAUCUYAAUACUUGUCCAUGCUGAACACAACAACAAGAUAACAAAAUAUCAGGCAAACUAUCGUCAAGUAAAAGGUCUAAAGAGCUGUGGUCCUGAUUGUUCUGGUGUAUGUGUUGAUGGGGUUUGUGUUGGUGGUAGCGGUGGAAGUGGACAGUGUACUAUUGAYGUUGACAAAGUUUUUAAAACUUGCUGUAAGACAGGGAGAGACGGGAGAGACGGGAAAGAUGGUCGUGACGGGCAGCAAGGUCCGAAAGGUGACCGAGGUGAAAAAGGCGAAAAAGGAGAACAAGGAGUAAAGGGAGACAAGGGUGAGUCAGGGAAGCCAGGCCUUCAAGGUCUACAAGGACUUCAAGGAAUGAAGGGUGACCUGGGUCUGAGGGGACCUCCUGGGUUAAACGGAACUUGCACGUGUCCUAUUACAGAGAAUGUGAAUAUCUGCAUUUAUUGAUUCAUUGCAUCCAUUUUGA
Exaiptasia diaphana is the source of this 545-nucleotide messenger RNA. Its product is annotated as collagen alpha-1(XIX) chain. The coding region runs from base 23 to 526 and encodes 167 amino acids. The record is from RefSeq and is a predicted model, not a curated record. NCBI's taxonomy places the organism in Eukaryota, Metazoa, Cnidaria, Anthozoa, Actiniaria, Aiptasiidae. The transcript has 4 exons.